This is a messenger RNA of Hermetia illucens (black soldier fly), 773 nucleotides long. It is a transcript of the gene mRpL49, whose product is annotated as probable 39S ribosomal protein L49, mitochondrial. Lineage: Eukaryota; Metazoa; Arthropoda; Insecta; Diptera; Stratiomyidae. Gene Ontology annotation, cellular component: ribosome; mitochondrial large ribosomal subunit. The record is from RefSeq and is a predicted model, not a curated record. The coding region runs from base 71 to 661 and encodes 196 amino acids. Gene Ontology annotation, biological process: translational initiation; translation. Gene Ontology annotation, molecular function: translation initiation factor activity; structural constituent of ribosome. The transcript is spliced from 2 exons.
GCUCUUCCCCAGUUACACGCGCUCGGCUACCAAACAUCUGUCAAAUCUCUUCCGCUAGCAAAACGAAAACAUGGCGUGUUCCGUCUUUCGUGGUCCGCGAUUUAUUUCUUCGAUUCUACGAAGUUCCAGGACGAUUUCCGGCGCAGAAAUUACACCAAAGAUUCCCGCGAUCAUCACUACCACAACCCUUCAACAACCGCUUCGUCACUCUAGCUUCCGUUCAUCGCCUCUAGUACGUGAUCUUCAAGAAUAUCCAGAAGUUGAAAUUGUCCGAAAUCCGCCCGAAUGGAAAUACGUCGAAAGACUUCUCCGGCCGCAAACAGUGCCAAUUCCUCCAAAAAAAGUUGAAACCCUUCCAUCCGGCUGGAAGCCACAGAGAACUUAUGACCCGAAAUCAGAUAAAUAUUUUGUUCGGCGCACUAAAAACCACAUGGUCCCUGUCUAUUUGAUGAAAACCUAUCGUGGCAUGCGUCAAGUUACCCUGAUACGUUAUGUGCUAGGAGAUAUUUGGGCUCUUGAAAAGGACUUAAGGAAGGUGGUGGAAGCGUCGCAAGAUGGAAAGGUUUGCGCGAGUAGAGUGAAUGAAAUGUCGGGACAGAUUACGUUUCAUGGAGAUUAUGUAGAUGUGGUGAAGAAAUAUUUAGAAGAGCAAGGAUUCUAGGCGAUUUGGUUUGUUUUUAGGAUGGAAAUGUUGUACAUAUGUCCUAUUUGUGGCAGAACGAUUGUUACGAGAUUAGAAUAAAAGAAAAGAUAAAUCAGAAUAGAAAAUAAUU